AUGAAACCUGUCGCUGGCAUUUCACCGAAAACGGCGCUUUUCACUGGAAGCCGGCGCUGGCCCGUCGCCGACGGCGAGGCCAGCGGGGAGAAAUCGCCCAGGGAGUUAAUCUUACGCGUGAUUAUUUUGAAAUUGCCCGCCACUGCUGUUUGUCAAGAGCUAGCUGAAGCCCUCCUGAGCGUUGAGAUCUGCCUUGAAAUAGGAUCUGGAUCUGGCGUGGUUUCAACAUUUCUAGCUUCUUCCAUUAUUGGAUCCAGCGCACUGUACAUAUGUACAGAUAUCAACCCGAUGGCAGCUUACUGUACACUGGAGACAGCUCUGCUUAACAACGUUCACCUUCAGCCAGUCAUUACUGACUUGGUCAAAGGACUGUCUCCAAGAUUAAAUGGGAAGGUUGAUCUACUGCUAUUUAAUCCACCGUACGUGGUAACACCUUCUGAAGAGGUGGAAAGCCACGGAAUAGAGGCAUCCUGGGCUGGUGGCAAAAAGGGCAGAGAAGUAAUGGAUAGAGUUUUUCCAUUAGUACCAGAACUACUUUCGCCAGGAGGAUUAUUCUACUUGGUCACAAUUAAAGAAAAUAAUCCAGAUGAAAUCCUGGAAACAAUGAAGAAAUGUGGCUUAGAAGGCACAAGAGUACUUUCCAGGCAAGCGGGACAAGAGAUGCUUACUAUCCUCAAAUUUAGGAAGUCUUGAUAACUGCUCUUACUAGGCAUGCAGAAAGUUGAACGCAGAGCACUGAAGUUGUCAAAUCAAUUUUUAAGCCAAGAUUUUCACCCUCUUAAGGUGCAUCCUCAUUUCCCGAUUACUGCAGUGAAACUGAUCAAGACUAUUUUUAUUCUGGACGUUAACCAGCUAUUAUCUGUUGUCAGAGGUACGGUUGUCCUCUGGCUCUCCACAGCACAGAUGUGAGGGAACUGUGAAAUACCCUACCUUGUUGCAUUUGCACUUAAGCACUAAAGACUUUUUCCUCUAUGAAUAAGUAUUUGUAUAUUUGUCAUUGUGGCUUAUUAAAACAAUGUACU
Molecule: messenger RNA, 1022 nt
Organism: Pygoscelis adeliae (Adelie penguin)
Lineage: Eukaryota; Metazoa; Chordata; Aves; Sphenisciformes; Spheniscidae
Gene: HEMK2
Product: N-6 adenine-specific DNA methyltransferase 1 (putative)
Exons: 7
Coding region: 1-693 (230 amino acids)
Biological process (GO): methylation
Cellular component (GO): eRF1 methyltransferase complex
Molecular function (GO): S-adenosylmethionine-dependent methyltransferase activity; protein methyltransferase activity; nucleic acid binding
Source: RefSeq, a predicted model, not a curated record